CUCCCACGCCCAGGUGUUUCUCAUAUGAGAGUCUGGAUCCUCAGCAGUACCUAACUUUCCUCUUCAGAGCGGGCUGUAGGGGAUACUGGGGAGCAGGAGAACCCCAUCAGGCUGCAGCCACUAUGCCUUGUUUCCGGACUUCACCCUCCUCCUUGUGCCUCCUCCUCCUCUUCCUCCUGGCUUCCAGCUCUGCCUCUGAAGAUGAUACUGUGGUGGUCACCAGGAGUGGUCCUAUUAGAGGCAAACGGCUCCCGGCUGGCUCUGGCUCUGUGACCGCCUACCUGGGCAUCCCCUAUGCUGAGCCCCCCAUAGGAAAACUGCGUUUCCAGAAGCCGGUUCCACAUCAGCCGUGGAGCCAGGUCUUGGAGGCCACCACCUUUGGCAACUCUUGCCUUCAGUUUAAUAACGAUUCCUUCCCAGAUCGAGCCAUAUGGACUCCAAACACACCACUUUCAGAGGACUGCCUCUUCCUGAACAUCUGGGUGCCCCAUCCACGGCCAGUCACAGCAGUGCCCAUCCUCCUAUGGAUCUAUGGUGGGGGUUUUAGCAUGAACACAGCCUCAGCAGAUGUCUUAAAUGGGGGCUUAUUAGCUGCUACAGAGAAUGUCAUUGUGGCCUCCAUGAAUUACCGUGGAGGAAUGUUAGGUUUCCUGUACUUGCCGCCAGAUGCCCCAGGAAAUGUUGCCUUGUGGGACCAACAUCUGGCUCUGAAGUGGGUGAGUGAGAAUGCAGCUGUCUUUGGUGGGGAUCCAGCUCGGUUGACUCUCCUUGGGCUCGGUUCUGGAGCAGUCUCAGUUGGUUUGCACCUGCUUUCACCGGCAAGCCAACCCCUUGUUGCCCGUGGGGUGCUUCAUAGUGGAGUUCCCAUUGCCCACCGGAUUUGGAGGAGUCCUGAAAAUGCCGAAAGAGAAUCAGCGAUGUUGAGUCAGUCCAUGGGGUGUCCUAAAACUAACCACAGUGCAAUGGUGAGCUGCCUGCAGGGGAAAGAAAUUGAGAGCAAGGCACUUUCUGAACUCUGUGGUAUCAGAUCAAUAACAAUGGAUGGGGAAUUUCUCACUGAUGAGCCCCGAAAGCUCCUGGAGAGCGGCAUUCAAGGCAAACCCAUUCUCACUGGUUUCACAGCUAAUGAAGACUCAUUCCUGGCAUAUCUUAGGCUUCCUAGUGCUGAAGUAAAUGAUGGGAUCCUGACCUGGGAGCAGCUCCUUGAAGGGGUGAGGGAAACUGUGAAAACUGAAGAUGUUGCCAGGGCUGUAGCCCUGAAGUACGCUGAAUACUUUCACGGGCCAGAGCGGUACCGUUUGGCCUUGAUUCUGUAUUUGGGAGAUUAUCCCUUUUUUUGCCCAGUGAUGGAGUUUGCUGCAAAGGCCAGAGAGGUUGGGAGCCCAGCUUAUGUUUAUUCCUUCAGCCACCGCAGUUCUGGCUUUCCUUGGCCAGAGUGGAUAGGGACCCCCCACGGAGCAGAGAUCCCGUACCUGUUUGGAAACUUGGCAGCAUCAUUGCGGACAAACCCAUCGGAGGCGGAGGUGGAAUUGAGCCGCCGAGUGAUGCGAUACUGGGCAGAGUUUGCCAGAAGCGGGAAUCCCACCGGUUCUGUGGCGAAUAAGGAACAGUGGCCUGUCUACAAUGCCACAGAGCAGAGCAUCUUCCACAUCACCACAGAAGCAGCCCAGCACAAAUGGAUGCCACUUGCACCACGCUGUGCUUUCCUGGAUACUCUUCUAGCAAAUGAAAUAGAAGCAAGGAAAUCUGAAGAAGGUUGUAUUUCACCCGUUCAGGGGAAAGAUGUGAAGAAUGAGGCCCGAGAUGGCGAAAACCAUGCCUCAGGAACAGUUUAGCUGGGCCAGACUCUGAGGGAUCUGCAGCCAUGUACAAAACAUACAGUAGCAUAGCUAUUCGUUGCAACAAACCUGAAUGAGGGAAGAAAUUACUGUGAUAUGAAUUGAAUAAAAAUGUAAACCAUCUCUAGGCAUUGGGUAUCUCCAGAAUACUUGGGUUUCUUCAAGAAGAAUGGGGAUCUGGAACAAUGCCAACCACACAUUCCCUAGGUAGGAUGGCCAGUGGGACAGGCCUGUGAAUUUUGGAUAGCCUUUUCGCACACUAAGUAUAUAUGGAUACUGACUGCUAGAGUGGCAGAAAAACUGAAGGGAAUAGUGUGAGGACAGCCUUGUUCUAAUAGAGGUUAGCUGGGCCACACCCUUUUGCCUCCAUCUCAUUUAUAGGAUUUUAAUGCUUUGACCACAAUUUAUUCCUAAUAAAGAUGCUUGAAAUGUUUGCUCAAUCUGCAUUUUUUUAAUUGAGCCAAUGUAAUUUGCAUAUCCUGGAAACGGAACAUAGGUAUCAUUUGGUUUUCAACAGCACACUAAAUACUAUGAUCCAGUUCUCAGUGCAAAAACAUAACAAAAUGCAUAUAAGAUAGAUAUGCUAAGUCAAAACAUGCAUAAAAUGCACAAAGCAUGUACAAAAUGCACAUUUUGUGGGAGGGAAACUGUUUCAAAUAUAAUACAAAUGUUCAUGCUCUUUUUAAAGUGCUUUUAUCACAUGUUGGGAUAGGACAAACUGAUGAAUAAAAGUUAAAUGAAGCACGCAAGACUUAUAAUGCAAAUGUUCGCGCUCUUUUUAAAGUGCUUUUAUCACAUGUUGGGAUAGGACAAACUGAUGAAUAAAAGUUAAA
Molecule: messenger RNA, 2671 nt
Organism: Zootoca vivipara (common lizard)
Lineage: Eukaryota; Metazoa; Chordata; Lepidosauria; Squamata; Lacertidae
Product: cholinesterase-like
Biological process (GO): choline metabolic process; acetylcholine catabolic process
Cellular component (GO): plasma membrane
Molecular function (GO): acetylcholinesterase activity
Source: RefSeq, a predicted model, not a curated record